UUCAGAUUUCUCUAGAAAUCACAAAACACGUCAACCAGUCGACCUCCUCGUGGGAAGCGCGCAGCGUGUAACUUACAUCAGAUUUAAACCAAUAAGCGUCUUGUAAAUUCGUGACAAUGAGCGAUAAUCAGUGGGAACCUGUCAUCAUCAGGAAAAAGUUACCAAAGGGAGUCUCUGCAAAAUCUGACAAAGUCGUGAAUGCGGCGAGACGACAAGGACUUGAAGUAGAGACAGUCACUAAAUAUGGGGCAGCUACAAAUAAGCAUACAGGGACCACUCUCAACACGGCAAAGCUUGACCAAGAGAGUGAAGAAUUGAAGCAUGCUUCACUUUCCAUGGAUGUAGCCAAGUUGAUUCAGAAAGGGAGACAAGACAAAGGGUUUACCCAAAAGGAUCUUGCAACUAAAAUCAAUGAAAAGCCUCAAAUCAUCACAGAUUAUGAAGCAGGACGUGGAAUCCCUAACCAACAAAUUCUUGGAAAAAUUGAGAGAGCCAUUGGAAUUAAACUGCGAGGAAAGGACAAGGGACAACCAUUAGAACCUCCAGCUUCCAAGGCAGCUGCUCCUACCAAAACAUCUAAAAAAUAGAUGUCAUUUUCUGUACCAACAAUUAAAAGAUUUUUUUUGUUUUCUUUUUCCUUCUUUUUUUUUUUUUGGUUUGAAAUAUGAUUUUUUUUUUAAAGAAGGGAGUGUUGCUGAUGUGGAUAAUUUUGGUGAAAAUAAAUAGACCGACUAUAGCAGGUUCUGA
This is a messenger RNA of Daphnia carinata, 747 nucleotides long. RefSeq names its product endothelial differentiation-related factor 1-like (gene mbf1). The transcript is spliced from 3 exons. NCBI's taxonomy places the organism in Eukaryota, Metazoa, Arthropoda, Branchiopoda, Diplostraca, Daphniidae. Bases 117 to 587 code for a protein of 156 amino acids. Gene Ontology annotation, molecular function: DNA binding. The record is from RefSeq and is a predicted model, not a curated record. Gene Ontology annotation, cellular component: nucleus.